GCCGGAAGUGAGAAUCUCGUAGUUUUCUUCGGUAUGGCGCCCUACCACGGUGGAGGCGUGCCGGCCACCUGAGGCGAAGAGCGGUGGAGAGCGUAAGAGACCCGGACGCAGUUUGGAGCUGGGCCCGAGCAGCCGUCCCCCAGUCAGGUCAUGGGCCCCAGCAGCCAGUGGGAAGCGUGCUUCGCGAUCCUGCGAGUGCACCCUGCCGGAGUGUUCGGGAUAGCCUUUCUGGCCCGGGUUGCCCUGGUGUUCUACGGGGUCUUCCAGGACCGCGCUCUGCGCGUGCGGUACACGGACAUCGAUUACCAGGUCUUCACGGACGCUGCGCGUUUUGUCACACAGGGGCGGUCCCCUUACCUGAGGGCGACCUACCGUUACACCCCGCUGCUGGCGUGGCUCCUCACACCCAACGUCUACCUCAGCGAGUUGUUCGGAAAGUUUCUGUUCAUCAGCUGCGACCUCCUCGCCGCUUUUCUUCUGUACCGCCUGCUGCUUCUUAAGGGGCUGGAACCGCGCCAGGCCUGUGGCUACUGCGCCUUCUGGCUCCUCAACCCCCUACCCAUGGCAGUGUCCAGCCGAGGCAACGCGGACUCGGUUGUCGCCUCCCUGGUGCUUAUGGCCCUGUACUUAAUCGAGAAACGCCUCAUCGCGGGGGCCGCAGUAUUCUACGGUCUCGCGGUGCACAUGAAGAUGUAUCCGGUGACCUAUGCCCUUCCCAUAGCUCUCCACUUGCUUCCCGAGGGCGACAGUGGCGAAUGCCAUCAGUCCCGGCCUUCCUUGCAGGCUCGUUUGUACGCAUUCCCGAGGAGGCUGUGGAGUCGGGCUGUACUGAUCUUCGCAGCAGUUGCUGGACUCACAUUUUCUGCGCCGAGCUUUGGUUUUUACCGUAAAUAUGGUUGGGAAUUUGUGGAGCACACCUACCUUUAUCACCUGACCAGGCGGGAUAUCCGUCAUAACUUUUCCCCAUACUUCUAUAUGCUGUAUUUGACUGCAGAGAGCAAGUGGAGUUUUCCUCUGGGAAUUGCUGCGUUCCUGCCACAGUUUAUCUUGCUUUUAGCGGUGUCCUUCGCCUAUUACAGAGACCUCGUCUUUUGUUGUUUUCUUCAUACGUACAUUUUUGUGACUUUUAACAAAGUCUGCACUUCCCAAUACUUUCUUUGGUACCUCUGCCUUCUGCCCCUUGUAAUGCCGCUAGUGAGAAUGCCUUGGAAAAGAGCAGUCGCCCUCCUAAUGUUAUGGUUUAUAGGCCAGGCCCUGUGGCUGGCACCUGCAUAUGUUCUUGAGUUUCAAGGAAAGAACACCUUUCUGCUUAUUUGGUUAGCUGGCCUAUUCUUCCUUUUUGUCAACUGUUCUGUUCUGAUUCAGAUUAUUUCCCAUUACAAGGAAAAACCCCAGACAAAGAGAAUCAAAUAUGACUAACCAACCAAAAAGUUUGGGAAAUUUUUUUUCCUGCAUAUUCUAAGCACUGUAGUGAAAUGUCUUUAUUUCAACGGAAAUUAAAACCCAUGUUUGCUUUAUACAUAACAGGGACUCAAUAAUUGAAGCUCAUCUUUUAGAAAACCUUAGGACGCAUUUAUACAUAAUGGGAAGUAAGGAAUACUUGUUUUAUGUCCUUUAUUUUUAUUAUUUUUUUGUACCAGGAAUUGAACUCAGGACCUUGUCCUUGUCAGGUAGGUAUUUGUGCUACUGAAGAACACUUGUUUUAAAAUGGAAAGACCAAUUAGGUGUGGUGGUACAUGCCUGUACACCAGCACUAAAGCAGGCUGAAGCGGGAGAAUCACAACUAAAUUCUAGAUGAAAAGCCUUUUUAGCAAAUAGAAAUUUGAAAUUAAGAAUAUACUAAAGUUUUAAUGUAUACUUUAAAAAUAUCUUUGGAUAUUUAAGGU
Molecule: messenger RNA, 1886 nt
Organism: Octodon degus (degu)
Lineage: Eukaryota; Metazoa; Chordata; Mammalia; Rodentia; Octodontidae
Gene: Pigm
Product: phosphatidylinositol glycan anchor biosynthesis class M
Exons: 1
Coding region: 151-1419 (422 amino acids)
Biological process (GO): GPI anchor biosynthetic process
Cellular component (GO): glycosylphosphatidylinositol-mannosyltransferase I complex; membrane
Molecular function (GO): alpha-1,4-mannosyltransferase activity; GPI mannosyltransferase activity
Source: RefSeq, a predicted model, not a curated record